This is a messenger RNA of Cololabis saira (Pacific saury), 2417 nucleotides long. It is a transcript of the gene ankrd10a, whose product is annotated as ankyrin repeat domain 10a. Gene Ontology annotation, molecular function: protein binding. The coding region runs from base 57 to 1022 and encodes 321 amino acids. NCBI's taxonomy places the organism in Eukaryota, Metazoa, Chordata, Actinopteri, Beloniformes, Belonidae. The record is from RefSeq and is a predicted model, not a curated record. The transcript has 6 exons.
GUGUUGCGCUGAAAACAGAAAGGUACAAAUCUGCCCAUUUAAUCACUCUUUUUCUUAUGUCUGUGCGACUGCAGCCCGACUUCUGCAGCGAUGAGGUGUUUUUCGGCCGGUUCCCCGUGCACCGCGCCUGCCGGGACGGAGAUGUUGGGGGUUUGGUGUCACUUUUGCAGCGUUUGUCGCACAUUUCCCAGCUGACGGAGGAGGACUCGGUCUACGGCUGGACGCCGCUGCACUGGGCUGCUCACUACGGCCAGCUGGAGUGCGUGGCCCACCUGGUGCAGCGGGGCUGCGAGGUGAACCUGCCCACCAGCCGCUGCAGCCAGACGCCCACGCACACGGCCGCCUUCGGGGGCCGGCCGCGCUGCGUCACCUGGCUGAGCCAGGCCGGCGCUGACGUCAACAGACAGGACUGCGUGGGCGAGACUCCCAUCCACAAGGCGGCCCGCUCCGGCAGCCUGGAGUGUAUCCAGGUCCUGCUGAUCGCAGGAGCCAAACCCCACUUGAGGAAUGUCGGCGGGCAGACGGCGGCAGACCUGGCCCACGCUCACGGCUUCCCCCACUGUUUCUGCUUCAUCUCCAACGCCCAGAACCACGCGCAGCUGCUCGGGGCGCUGGCCCUGAACGCAGCGCCGGGGGGGAAGAUCGGCAGGAAGAGGCCGAUUACGGUCGUAGAGGCUCAGCAGCUGAAGAGGAGGAGAGCCGACGUCGUGUCGGUGCAGACGUACGGCGCCGGGGAGGAGGCCGAGUCCAUGGACCCGGAUCACUCAGAUGGAGACGUCGUCAACGGCCGUCAUCCCACGAUGCCUCGCGCCGACCGAGGGCCGCGGCUCCUCCCGUCCGCCCCCGUCCCGACCAAUCAGCACGCUCCCACGGCCAUGUGCGGCUCGCUGCACGUGAGCGGCAGCCCCGGCAGCUCGGCCCCGCUCUGGGGGGGCCCGGGGGGGCCGGACGGGGGAGACCUGCUGCACUACGGACACUACCACGGCUUCGGGGACACGGCCGAGGACCUGGGAGACCCCUGACCCCGUCUCAGCGGUUCAGGAACGUUUCAGCUUCAUGUUUUUACUCCACGUUGCCUUGGUCAGCGGUCCGGAGCCGGGACGCCACCUUAAUUAUCAUAUGAUGAUUUCACAAAGAUUUAAUCUCAUCAAAAUACAGUAUUUGUGGACUUUUACGUUUAUUUUCACCUUCAAACGGAUUCAAGAAUUCAGAAUCAGUAUUUAGUUUGUAGUUUAAGCCACAAUCUCGUGUCGGGUUCCCAGGUUUGUUGGAUGAGGUGCAAACAAACUAAACUAUUUUGUAAACUGAUUUGUAGCUAAAUGGCGCCACCUCCUUAUGUACUGUAAAACAGCAUUUUGAUUAUUAUGUUCUCAACCCUUUAAUACCGGAUUAAUCAGAUCUGUACGGAAGAGUAUUAGGGCCAUGCAGGAGAAAAAGUAUUUGAGAGGGGAAGAUUUUUUUUUUUUAUUGUGCACUGAGAAAAAAGUUGAAAUGUCGAGAAAAAAGUCAAAAUGUCGAUUAAUGUUGAAAUACAAUUUCGAGAAAAAAGUCGAAAUUUUGCACUUUUUCUCGACAUUUUGACUUAAAAAGGUGAAAUGUCGAGAUUAAUGUUGAAAUACAAUUUCAAGAAUGUCGAAAUUGCGCCUUUUUUCCUCAACAAUUCAACUUUAUUCAUGAAAUUUUGACUUUUUUUCUCAACAUUUCGACUUUUUUCUCGAAGUGCAUAAUGGAAAAAAAAAAAUCUUCCUCCUCUAAAAUAUUAUUUUUAUUUUUCUCCUGCCUGGCCCUAAUAUUCUUCCAUAGAUCUGAUCAAGUAUAAAACUUUAAUACUAUAACCUAAAUAAAUUAAAAAUAUAAAAGAUACAUAAAACUUACCUAAUAUAUUCAUAAUCAGGAAAAAUAAUGAUUUAGAAACUGUUAAAUACAGAAUUGGAAGUUGUUUUUUUAAAUUGCAAUAUACAAUCAAUAGUUCAUAUUAAAAUAUUUCUUUUUUUUUGGGGUGAUAUUACAUAUUUCUGGCAUUAAAGGGUUAAAAAGGUGUUUGGAUGAUUGUACCUGCUUCUGCGUGGUCAGGCAGCUUCUGUAACGGCCGCGUUGGACGGUCGUUUCCCCCCGAACCCGCUCCGACCGUUUAUUUCUGCUCUUUCUCUCUGUUUACUGCCGGAACCGGCUGCACUAUGAGCAGGUUGGACGACGACCUUCCUCAGAGCUGUGUUGUAUUUAACUUAUUCAGCUCCCAGGCGUCAGCUCCUGCUACUUUUCUACUUUGUCCUAUUUUUCUGAAUAAAACUGUUUUUUUACAUCUUAAUUUCAUUCUGUAUGCUGUUUUUGGGGUCCGUUUCUAUGGAGGUAGAUUUGUUUCUUAAUUAUUCAAUCAAAGGAAAGAUUGCUUCAAUCAAAAAAAUGUAUUUCAAUCA